Molecule: messenger RNA, 1319 nt
Organism: Exophiala xenobiotica
Lineage: Eukaryota; Fungi; Ascomycota; Eurotiomycetes; Chaetothyriales; Herpotrichiellaceae
Exons: 2
Coding region: 133-1068 (311 amino acids)
Biological process (GO): peptidyl-proline hydroxylation to 4-hydroxy-L-proline
Cellular component (GO): endoplasmic reticulum
Molecular function (GO): L-ascorbic acid binding; procollagen-proline 4-dioxygenase activity; iron ion binding
Source: RefSeq, a predicted model, not a curated record
CGUGACUCCAAGCACAAGAGACCCAGCGAGCAGUAAACUUAGGAAUGGCUCCCUGGGCUAAAGGGGUCAUUACCACCCCGUCCCUUCAUUAUAUUUUCAUUAUGGGGGAAAUGUAAGUCGGCAUCUUUGGAAAUGGUCAAAAGCUGGAGCGUCCUCUCCAUUUUGGUGGCUUUGGCAGCUGUUCUCUUUACAUUCUUUCCUUCUUUGCGUUCAGCUCUGCCAUUCCUAGGUCCGCAAGAGAUCUCUGAGGAGCAGCGGCGCAUCGAAGCACUUGCUUCAGCGCAGAACUAUACAUAUACCACUGUCCUCGAUGAUCCUCCGCUAAUUUACAUUGACGAUUUUCUCUCGGCGGCAGAGAUCGACGAGAUUUUGAAUGUUAGCUCGCCCCUGUUCGUUCCUUCACAGGUGUACAGCCCAGAUGAUACGGCUCCGAAGCACCGGACCUCCUCUUCCUGCCUUCUUCCUGCCGAGAAUCCUUUGGCAUCCGUGGUCUCUGCCCGAGCCCUGCAAUUUUUGGCCAACAUAGCCAAUACCGGUCCUCCGCAUGCUCCUCGCAUGUCUGAACCUCUGUCAUACUAUGGCCUUGAGAAGAUACAACUGGUGAAAUAUCUCCCCAGCGAGUAUUACCACCAUCACAUGGACUGGUUCGACACCCUAAUCCGGGACGAUCUUCCAGGCAAGGGUGAAGCAGGAAGAGGCCGUGGUCGUUACUAUAACCGUGUUGCAAGUUUCUUUAUAUACCUUCAAGAUGACUGUCGUGGUGGAGAAACAGAGUUUCCAGAUUUAGACUUUGCAGUUGUAUCGGCGGCUGAACAAGACAGACUAAAGUCGGAAGAAUUUUGGAAUCAAAGGAUUGAUUUCUCGAACAAGCCCAACAAGCAUGAGACAACGGAAGACAAAAGUGCAUCAGGUAUAUCAUUCAAGCCCAGGAAAGGCUCUGGUGUUUUCUGGGUCAAUUUGUUGCCCAUCGGCUACGGCGACGAGCGGGUUAGACAUGCUGGACUUCCUGUUGAGCAGGGCCAGAAGGUGGGCAUGAAUAUAUGGGUCAAGAGAGACUUUGGUUGGUAGAUCACAUAACAAUUGACGAUCAACAGUAUCACGGCGAUUCUUCUCCUCCGUUCUGUCACGGGAGUCGCGAGAACCUCAUGGAGAUCUAGCCGUAGCCAUCCACAGGAAGAACAGGGUAGAUGGGCUCAUGAAGCGAGGCGCUUCCAGGAUAACUUGCAUUGACUCGGUCCAAAGGUCGAAAAUAUACGGUAAAGCAGGGGGCCAAACAUGACGGCCUCGUUGCACCAAGAUCUUCCCUGCACAAAUCAUCC